Messenger RNA from Ailuropoda melanoleuca (giant panda), 1795 nucleotides. RefSeq names its product NUF2 component of NDC80 kinetochore complex (gene NUF2). NCBI's taxonomy places the organism in Eukaryota, Metazoa, Chordata, Mammalia, Carnivora, Ursidae. Gene Ontology annotation, biological process: mitotic spindle organization; attachment of mitotic spindle microtubules to kinetochore; meiotic chromosome segregation. The transcript has 14 exons. The record is from RefSeq and is a predicted model, not a curated record. Gene Ontology annotation, cellular component: kinetochore; Ndc80 complex. Gene Ontology annotation, molecular function: protein-containing complex binding. Bases 148 to 1542 code for a protein of 464 amino acids.
GCGGGACUUCCAGUAGGAGGCGGCAAGUUUGAAAAGAGACAACGGUUGAUCGUUGAUGUCUGUUGACUUCUGAUCGCCCCUGCAGCAGCUCCUCGGAUCUUCGCCCUCCGGCGGGCGGCUGGCUGGUGCGACUAGGAGACUCCCAAGAUGGAAACUUUGUCUUUCCCCAGAUAUAAUGUAGCUGAGAUUGUGAUUCAUAUUCGCAACAAAAUCUUAACGGGAGCUGAUGGUAAAAACCUCUCCAAGAAUGAUCUUUAUCCCAAUCCAAAGCCCGAAGUCUUGCACAUGAUCUACAUGAGAGCCUUACAGAUAGUAUAUGGAAUUCGGCUGGAGCACUUUUACAUGAUGCCAGUGAACUCGGAAGUCAUGUAUCCACAUAUCAUGGAAGGCUUCUUACCAGUCAGCAAUUUAUUUAUUCAUCUGGACUCAUUUCUGCCCAUCUGUCGGGUGAAUGACUUUGAGAUUGCUGAUAUUCUAUAUCCAAAGGCAAAACGGACAAGUCGGUUUUUAAGCGGCAUUAUCAACUUCAUUCACUUCAGAGAAGCAUGCCGUGAGACAUAUAUGGAAUUUCUUUGGCAAUAUAAAUCUUCUCUGGACAAAAUGCACCAGUUAAAUACUGCGCACCAGGAAGCGUUAAUGAAAUUGGAGAGACUUGAUUCUGUUCCAGUUGAAGAACAAGCAGAGUUCAAGCAGCUUUCGGACGAGAUCCAGGAGCUGCAGCAGUCACUGAAUCAAGAGUUUCGUCAAAAAACGAUUGUGCUCCAGGAUGGAAAUUCCCAAAAGAAGUCCGAUAUUUCAGAGAAAACCAAGCGUUUGAAUGAACUAAAAUUAUCAGUAGUUUCUUUGAAAGAAGUACAAGAGAGUUUGAAAACAAAAAUUGUGGAUUCUCCAGAGAAGCUAAAGAAUUAUAAAGAAAAAAUGAAAGAUACAGUCCAGAAACUUAAAAAUUCCAGGCAAGAAGUGAUGGAAAAGUAUGAAAUCUAUAGAGACUCCGUGGACUGCUUGCCUUCAUGUCAGCUGGAGGUCCAGUUGUAUCAGAAGAAAAUACAGGACCUGGCAGACAACAGGGAAAAAUUAACCAGCAUCUUAAAAGAGAGCCUGAAUUUGGAGGACCAAAUUGAGAGUGAUGAGUCAGAGUUGAAGAAAUUGAAGACCGAAGAAAAUUCCUUCAAAAGACUGAUGAUUGUGAAGAAGGAAAAACUCGCCACAGCACAAUUCAAAAUAAAUAAGAAGCAUGAGGAUGUCAAGCAGUACAAACGCACAGUGAUUGAAGAUUGCAAUAAAGUUCAAGAAAAAAGAGGAGCUGUCUACGAGCGAGUAACCACAAUUAAUCAAGAAAUCCAAAAAACCAGAUUCGGAAUUCAGCAACUGAAAGAUGCCACUGAGAGGGAGAGGCUGAAGUCUCAGGAAAUAUUUCUGAGUUUGAAAGCUGGCUUGGAGAAAUACCAUGAAGGCAUCGAAAAGGCCACGGAGGACCGUGGUGCUCGGCUGGAGCAGAAGACAGCUGAACUGAAGAAAAGGAUGUUCAGAACGUCGGCCUGAUGGACACAGUCACUUGUCUUCCUGUAAACAGCUCACCGCCUUCAGCUUGGGUUUGGAAAGGGAACAGUUAAAGUCAACAGAAGCAUCAGAAGCAACACAUAAUGUUCUAUAUCCUCUCGUAGGUUGUUAUUUUGUAAGAUAAUGCAUUUAACGUAGACGUUUAUUAACUUAUAAUUCAAAUAACUUGUGUAGCGAUUCAUGUCUCUGCCCCUUGUAAGUAGUUGGAAUAAAACCAAAAUCGGUGCAUUUGAAA